This is a messenger RNA of Durio zibethinus, 1509 nucleotides long. Its product is annotated as 4-hydroxy-tetrahydrodipicolinate reductase 2, chloroplastic-like. Gene Ontology annotation, cellular component: chloroplast stroma. Gene Ontology annotation, molecular function: NADPH binding; 4-hydroxy-tetrahydrodipicolinate reductase activity. The record is from RefSeq and is a predicted model, not a curated record. Lineage: Eukaryota; Viridiplantae; Streptophyta; Magnoliopsida; Malvales; Malvaceae.
UCAAUUUGAUUCAAUUUUUUUUAAAUAAAGAAUAAAAUUUUAGGUAGAGGUGAUAUUCCUUAUCGUUACUGCCCUUUCUCAUUCCGCCGCCGCCGCCAUUGCCUCCGCCACCGCUACCACGAACUCUUCUUCAUCGCUACUCCAUCUUCCACCAGUUCAAAAUGGCUUCCCUUCUUAAAGCAUCUUCCAAUGUAUUUCGGUCGGAGAAGCUACCAUUCUUGUCUAAAGGCAAGACAAGCCAAGGUAUUGUUCCAAAGAAAGCAGCUUUUCGUUUGGUCCCAGUCGCAUUAUCCUUAUCUACGUCAACCGGAACCGUUCAGCAUGACCAGAAAUCCGAUUCACCAGACAUCGCCAUCCCAAUCAUGGUAAAUGGUUGUACUGGCAAAAUGGGAAAGGCUGUUAUCAAAGCCGGAGAUUCUGCUGGGCUUCAUAUUGUUCCUGUGUCUUUUGGUGCAGAGAAGGAGUCUGGGCAGACUGUUGAAGUGUGUGGGAAAGAGAUUAUGGUGCAUGGUCCUUCUGAAAAAGAAAGCAUCCUUGCUUCAGUCUUUCAGGAGUAUCCAAACCUGAUCGUGGUAGACUACACUGUACCUGCCACAGUUAAUGAUAAUGCUGAGCUAUAUUGCAAAGUAGGAGUGCCUUUUGUUAUGGGAACCACUGGUGGAGACAGAGAUCAACUCUAUAAAACUGUUGAGGAGUCAAAUGUUUAUGCUGUGAUCUCGCCACAAAUGGGGAAACAGGUUGUUGCCUUUCUUGCAGCCAUGGAAAUCAUGGCUGAGCAAUUUCCUGGGGCCUUCUCUGGAUAUUCUCUGCAGGUGAUGGAGUCCCAUCAAGCAAGCAAAUUGGACACUUCUGGGACUGCUAAGGCUGUAAUUUCUUGCUUUCAGAAAUUGGGGGUGUCAUUUGACAUGGAUCAGAUACAAAUGGUCCGGGAUCCCAAGCAGCAGAUUGAGAUGGUGGGAGUUCCAGAAGAGCAUUUGUCUGGUCAUGCUUUUCAUUUGUAUCAUGUAACAUCACCUGAUCAAACAGUGUCAUUUGAGUUUCAGCAUAAUGUUUGCGGCAGAUCUAUAUAUGCCGAGGGUACUGUUGAUGCCAUAGUUUUCCUUGCUAAGAAGGUUAAGUCAAAGGCAGACAAGCGAAUAUAUAACAUGAUUGACAUCUUGCGAGAAGGUGACAUGCGAUAAAAGAGUUUUCUAAGCAUGUUGUUGUUUUGACUGUGUUCUCUUGCUCAAGAUGUUUAUGAUUAUGAGACGCAAGGUAGGCAAUUUUGCAUGGAUGGUGUGUGCCUUCCUCUGGUCUUUUGCAGUUAAUUGUUUCUAUUAGUGUAUGAAGUGCAAUAUCAUGGUGUUGGAAGCAUAAUUAGUUUUAAACAGUGGCUGGGAAUAGUUAAUGUUGGCCAAAGUGAUUGGUGUGAUGCUCCUAAAACUGGCUCUCGUCUUACAAGAAAUGGUUUUCUUGCAAAUUUGCAUUCAAAAUUGGCUUCCUGUUGUUGGAUAUCUAAGACAUGAUAAU